AAAAACAAAAGACCCUUGCUGUCACAUUAAAAUCCCUAACCCGUCCCCAUCCGGCGGCGCCCAGUCGCGACCGCGCUCUCACCGAUCGCCUCGGUGAGUGAUACUCCGCACCGCAGGCCGCAGCGCAAGCGCCUCGGGCCGUCCGCCGUCGCCGCCUGAAGCUAGCGUCUCCUGUAAGCGGCUGGCCGCUUCACUCCGAGGCUCUCGCACAUUGUUUCGGGGCUCCGGCGACCAUGGUGGACAUCAUCGACGCGUACCCGGCGGUGCCCGAGCCCGCGCCGGCGCACCCGGACCCCUCGUCGAUCCCCCGCGACGCCUGGCGGCGCUUCGAGAGCGCCGCGCUCGGCAUACUCUACACGAUCCAGCCCAGCGCCACCUCCGAGCACCUCCGCGCCGCCAUCAUCGACUACGUCCAGCGCCUCUUGGCGUCCCACUCCGGGGUUCAGGUCUUUCCAUUUGGAUCUGUUCCAUUGAAAACUUAUCUUCCUGAUGGAGACAUUGACUUGACUACAUUCGGCCCUGCAAUUUCUGAUGAAAAAUUAGCAAAUGAAGUAUGUGCUAUUCUAAAAUCAGAAGAGCAUAGGAAAGAUUCUGAAUUUGAUGUCAAAGAUGUCCAGUAUAUCCAUGCUGAGGUCAAACUGGUGAAAUGUGUAGUACAGAACAUUAUAGUAGAUAUCUCUGUGAAUCAGAUUGGGGGACUCUGUACACUUUGUUUUCUGGAGAAGGUUGAUGAGAAUUUUGGAAAGAAACACCUCUUCAAAAGAAGCGUAAUGCUGAUUAAAGACUGGUGUUACUAUGAAACUCGCAUUCUUGGUGCACACCAUGGAUUGAUAUCUACCUACGCUUUGGAGAUUUUAGUGCUAUACAUUUUCCAUAUCUUCCAUAAGUCUUUGAAUGGCCCAUUAGCUGUCCUCUAUAGGUUUCUCGAUUACUAUAGUCAAUUUGAUUGGGAUGCUAAGGGAAUCAGCUUGUUUGGUCCUGUUUCCUUAUCUUCACUACCUGAUCUAGUUACUGACCCUCCAGUUAUUCAUGAUGAUGGUUUUCUUCUGCGGGAAAAGUUUCUCAGAGAAUGUGCAGAUGCAUUUAGUGUCCCCCCUAGAAACUCUGAGAAAGAUGCACAACUAUUUUCUCGGAAGUUUUUAAAUAUAGUAGAUCCACUGAAACAAAGUAAUAAUCUUGGACGCAGUGUCAGCAGAGGAAAUUUUUACCGAAUACGUAGUGCAUUUGAUUUUGGUGCUCGUAAGCUUGGGAAGAUUCUUCAAAGGCCUGUCUGUUAUACUGUUGAUGAAGUGAAUCAGUUCUUUGGGAACACAUUAAAGAGAAAUCGUAUUGGGUUCAGACAAGAUGUUUUAGUGAGCUCAUCUGAUGAUGGUACAUUGACUUAUCAUGCCACCAACGGUUCCUUGUCUCUAGGCUUGGAUUGCAAAAGAGUCAACAACUGCAGUGCACCUUUAUACAGCAAUCCCUGUGGUGAUUUCUCUUAUCGGUUUAAUAACAUCAACAUUUCAGAUUCCAUCAAUCAUGAUGACUCAAUAAAACAGAAACAAUGUAACUCUAUUGCUGGAGAGAAAGCGAUAAAGUCUAUUUCUGAUGGGUUGCUAGAUAGUGAAGGCUCAAGUCAUGCUAGUACUGAUGAUUCAGUAAGUGUGAGGAACAGUGGUGACUUCUAUGAAGCUUUAACAACUAUCUCGCCAUCUGGGAGACGUUAUGCCCCACAUCAAUUUUACCAAUUAGAAAAUGGUAAGGUGGUUGUUAGACAUAACACAAACAUGUCACACCAUGGGAUGCCAACAAAGCAGUUCACAAGCAGAUCUUACCACUCUUUUGAAGAUGCCAAGUAUCACAAUGAGUUUUCAGGAAGCUUUCUGCCACCCAUUGAGCAUAAUGCUUACUCUUCUGCUGGCUUUGUUAAUGUUCUGGCCACCUCUAACUCAGCAUGUACACAUGAAAAUUCACAACUUGGUGGAGCCAAUAAUAACAUCUUGAAAGAUCUCACUGGAGAUUUUGAGACAUACUUCCAUAAUCUUCAGUAUGCGCAAGGGUUCCAGCAAGAUAAUCCAGUAAACCCGUUUUCCUCUGGAAGGCCUGCUCCACCAUCCCUGCAAUGUCAGAACACGUGCCCUUCAAAUGGUCGAGGAAGAAAAAAUCCAUAUUCAUAUGCUAGCAUGAAUGGUGCAGUCCCUUGCCCUCCUUACCCAUCUGGCUAUCUUGUGUGGAGUCCAUUUAUUCAACCAGAUGAUCCUAUGGCUAUGAGGACCCGUGGAACAGGCACCUACUUUUCUGACCGAAAAUUGCGCAAGAAUAGGCCACCCACUGGACGUGUGGAGAGAGGAAGAAAUCAGUUCGCUUCAAAUAAUUAUCAAAGGUUCCAUCACCAUGUCAGAACAGAUAUGCCUGCAGAUAUGGGAUCUGGUCUGGAAUUGAGGCAUGAGCUACCACAGAUACAUAUUCCUGGUGCAACUGAUCAUGGAAUGCCAUCUCCAAUGAGUAUACCAAUGUCAUCGUCAUCUCUUAACUCUCCAAGAGAUCAAUUGAAGGUACCAGCUCAUUCUCCAUCUUCCCAGGUUCGAAGGAAUAAUUUCCAUGGCAAUGGUUUCAUGCUCCUGCAAGACAGUAAGCUUGAGUCCAGGACCUUUAACAGUAAACUUGAGUCUGGGAUAUUGGGGCCGUUGCCUUUAGAAGUUACCUCCAAAGACCAUGCUAGCAGAUCAGAAUCCGCUUCCAGCAAUCAAGUUUCUGGACCUGUGAGUACUGUUUCUGCUCCUCGAAACACUACUACGACAGAUUCCAAUCUAAUGAGGGAUGGCGCUCAAUCAUAUCGCCUCAAGGACAGCAGAGACUUCCCCCCACUGUCCAGUUGAAUGUUGAUGGCGGUACACUGUAGUAUGAACUGAGAGGUGACUGUCAACGCCGCACUUGAUCACCAGGCAAAAUUACCGAUGAAUGGUCUGUGCUGAACCGCAGCAGUGGCACCGAGUUGUUGCUCCCUGAAACCAGACAACAUGUUGUAUAUCCUGCCAUUUUCUUCCCGUACUCCAGGCGUCAGAUUCACCUUGUCCCUGCGAUCAGCCUUACACCCUCAUUUGGCAAAAAAGAAAAAAAAAGAAAGAAAACAAAAGGGACAGCAAGAGAAGCAGAAGGAAUAAAGAUGCAGGGUUAUGACAUGUAGAUAGUACUGUUACUAGGAAAAGGUCCCCCUUCAGACAUGUUGGAGGGCUAGUUGGUUGUGUUGUUGUUGAGAAUAGCGUUUUUAGUAGCCUUUGUUGGCGUUUAUAUAACGAGUAAGGGGUCUGGCAGGAUCUCGCAACAAAUAAAUUA
Molecule: messenger RNA, 3318 nt
Organism: Zea mays
Lineage: Eukaryota; Viridiplantae; Streptophyta; Magnoliopsida; Poales; Poaceae
Product: PAP/OAS1 substrate-binding domain superfamily
Exons: 9
Coding region: 234-2861 (875 amino acids)
Source: RefSeq, a predicted model, not a curated record